ACUUUAGAAAUUUUGCUUAGUCAAACAUCUUGUUUCCAAUACAAUGAAGGUACUGUACAACAUGUCUCCAUCUCUCAAUUGUCACCAUUCGAAAACGCAUUUACAGAAAAACCAAAAUGGCAAUGUUCGAGUUGACUGCAAAUCAAUGAACGGGUUCAUUUUCCAACCUAUCAGGCUAUAUAUGGAGAAGAUUCAUAAACACAUUGGUACUACAGAAAAUUUAACAGAAAAAACAAAGUUGCUCAGAAUGGAACACAACAGUUCUACUGCUUCUGCUAAAUUUCAUCUAGUCCUUACAAUUCUCACUGUACUUUUGUCACUUGAAUCCAUUCAGCUGAGUUUCAGCCUUGCCAAUCUUGAUGGUGAUCAUGAUCAGGGUGUUGCUGGCUGCAUGGAGAUGGAGAGGAAAGCUCUGCUCGACUUCAAACAAGGCCUAGAAGAUCCUUCAGACCAGCUCUCAUCUUGGGUUGGAGAAGAUUGCUGCAAAUGGAGAGGUGUGGGCUGCAACAACAUAACUGGACGUGUGGUCCAGCUCAAUCUUCACUACAAGGACUCAGACGACAUGGAUUUGCAGGGUGAUGGAGAAGCAGUCACAGUCACGGACCCAUUAGGCGGUGAGAUCAACCCUUCUCUUCUUUUAUUGAAAGAUUUAAGUUACUUAGAUUUGAGCAUGAAUGACUUUGGAGGUGUCCAAAUUCCAAACUUCUUUGGCUCACUAGAGAAACUUAAGUAUCUUAAUCUUUCUGGUGCAAACUUUGGGGGAGCCAUUCCACCAAGUCUUGGAAAUCUCUCGAGAUUGAGCUAUCUUGAUCUCAAUAAUGUUAAUUUUCAGUCAAAUGAAAAUGAACUCCAUUGGCUUUCUGGUCUUUCUUCUCUAAAGUACCUUAAUCUAAACGGUUGGAAUCUGACAAAGGCUGAUACAUAUUGGGUUCACGGUGUUAAUAGGAUCCCUUCACUUCUUGAGUUACACUUCUCAAGUUGUAGCCUUUCUAGCAUUCCUCCAACUCUUCCUUUUGUCAAUUUCACAUCUCUUUCGGUUCUUGAUCUGUCAAAUAAUCCAUUCAACACAGCAAUUCCUACUUGGCUAUUCACUCUUAAAAGUCUAACCUAUGUUGACUUGAACUCCAACUAUUUCCAAGGAAUAGUUCCUGAAGCAAUUGCGAACUUGACUUCACUACAGACGCUUCACUUGAAUCUGAAUAGUCUGGAAGGUCACUUGCCACGAAACUUGGGGAAGUUAUGCAAUUUGCGAACGUUGAUGCUUUCGAACAACAAAUUUACUGGUGAAAUAACUCAUUUCAUCAACGAUUUGUCUGAAUGCUCCAACAAGAGCUUAGAGACAUUGGAUUUGGGAUAUAAUUUGCUGACAGGUUAUCUUCCAGACUCUUUAGGAUUCCUCGAGAGUUUAAAGUACAUUCUAUUGUGGGGUAACUCCUUUCAGGGUUUGAUUCCGACUUCUAUUGGAAACUUAUCACGUGUGGAAGAAAUUUACCUGUCAAAUAAUCAAUUAAGUGGCAACAUUCCAACAAGUCUAGGCCAGCUUUCAACACUGGUUUCGUUAGAGAUAAAAGGGAACAAUUUAGAGGGUGUCAUAACUGAAGCUCAUUUAGGAAAUCUUUCAAGCUUGAGUGAGCUAACAAUUUAUAAAGACUCUCCAAAUGUUACUUUGAUCUUUAAUAUCAGUUCUGAUUGGACACCACCAUUUCAGCUGACAUACAUUGAAAUGAGAUCUUGUCAGUUGGGUCCUGAGUUUCCACCAUGGCUUAAAAGUCAAAAAGAGUUGGCCACAGUGGUGCUCAACAAUGCUAGGAUUUCAGGUGUCAUACCAAAUUGGUUUUGGCAACUCAAUUUGCAACUAGACAAAUUUGAUGUUGCUUAUAAUCAACUAAGUGGUAGGGUUCCAAAUACAUUAAGAUUCAACAACCCUUGCACUGUUGACUUGAGCUCAAACCUUUACCAGGGUUCCCUACCUUUGUGGUCAUCCAAUAUUACCAUGUUGUAUUUGAGGGAUAAUCAAUUUUCUGGUCCAAUUCCUCCAAGUAUUGGUGAAGUAAUGCCCUUUCUCUCAGAUUUAGACAUCUCCAGAAACUCUCUCAAUGGAAGUAUUCCUUUGUCCAUCAGUAAGCUAACUGGAUUGACAACCUUAGUGAUCUCAAAUAAUAAGCUUUCUGGUGAAAUCCCUGAUUUCUGGAACAACAUCUCGUUUUUGUAUAUAGUAGAUGUGUCAAAUAAUAAUCUUUUCGGCACCCUCCCAAGUUCAAUGGGUUUUCUUAACAAUAUAAGAUUCUUGAUAUUGUCAAAGAACAACUUUUCAGGUGAACUUCCAUCGUCCUUGAAAAACUGCAGUAAGAUGGUCAAUCUUGAUCUUAGUGAGAAUAAUUUUUCUGGGAAAUUUCCAACUUGGUUAGAAGGAAAAUAUAUGAGCACUUUGCUGAUUUUAAGCAUGCGGUCGAACUCCUUCACUGGAGUCAUUCCACCACAAUUGUGUAGCCUUUCAACUCUUCACAUCUUGGACCUUGGACACAAUAAUUUUUCUGGGCAUAUUCCCAAAUGCAUUGGAAAUUUGGAUGGAUUGAAGUCUGAACUGAAAGAAAGUGAUAUAACUUACCAAGGAAAGUUGCAAAUAGUAGCAAAAGGAAGAAAACUAGACUAUGACUCCACUCUAUAUCUUGUCAACAGUUUUGAUAUAUCUGAUAAUAACUUGUCAGGAGAAAUACCAAUGGAGUUAACAAGCCUAAUACUACUAGGCACUUUAAACCUAUCCAUGAAUCAUUUGACAGGAAAGAUACCAUUCACGAUUGGUGACUGUGAAAGGCUGGAAACUCUUGAUCUUUCAAUGAACAAUCUUUCUGGCCCAAUACCAGAGACCAUGUCUUCUUUAACAUAUUUGAAUCAUUUGAACCUCUCUUAUAAUAGUUUGUCAGGGAAUAUUCCAACAAAAAACCAAUUUCAAACCCUCAAUGAUGCAUCUAUAUAUGAAGGAAAUCCAGGCCUUUGUGGUGACCCUUUACCGAGAAAAUGUGAUCACGGCAACCAACAACCUGAAAUCGACGAUGAAGAUGGAGAAGACAAAGAUGGUAGGAUUAGUGAUGUGAUAAAAAAGAUGGGUUUCUUCAUCAGCGUGGUUUUAGGUUUCUUUGUGGGAUUUUGGGGUGUUUUUGGAACUAUGUUAAUCAAGGGUUUUGGAAGAAAUUCCUACUUCAAUUGUACUGACAGGGUAAAGAAGAGAUUUUUGGUUGUUGUUUAGGCCAAUUUUUCUCAAAAAGAAACAACAUUGGGAUUGAAAACAAAAUCAAAGUAUGGUUCAGUCAUAGUAAUAAAUAAACUUAUAUUACUUUUAGUAUAAUAAUUUACUUUAAUGAAUUGUGUUUUCUUUCCCUGAACAUUUAUUCCAAAUUUCCUAAACAUAAGUAUUUCUUAA
Humulus lupulus (European hop) is the source of this 3421-nucleotide messenger RNA. Its product is annotated as receptor-like protein EIX2. The transcript has a single exon. Gene Ontology annotation, molecular function: protein binding. NCBI's taxonomy places the organism in Eukaryota, Viridiplantae, Streptophyta, Magnoliopsida, Rosales, Cannabaceae. Bases 44 to 3247 code for a protein of 1067 amino acids. The record is from RefSeq and is a predicted model, not a curated record.